UAAAUACGUUUGUUUGUGUUGCUAACGAACCCUUCUCUACUGCCCACAUUCACAAUGCUUUAUUUUACUCUCUUUGUUGGGACGUUCGCCCUGUCCUCCGGGCAAUUCACGACUAGCCCAUCGUUUAGAACAUCAACCACAAGUUCCAUAACCUUAACUGCUAACCCGUUGUUGGCACCAUCAACAACAACACCUACAACCACAGCUGGUGUCUCAGAGGGUUCAUCAACACCCACCGCUGGUGUCUCAGAGGGUUCAACAACACCCACCGCUGGUGUCUCAGAGGGUUCAACAACACCCACCGCUGGUGUCUCAGAGGGUUCAACAACACCCACCGCUGGUGUCUCAGAGGGUUCAACAACACCCACCGCUGGUGUCUCAGAGGGUUCAACAACACCCACCGCUGGUGUCUCAGAGGGUUCAUCAACACCCACAGCCGUCCAACCAACAACAACAAUGAUUCCUACAGCAAACCUGACCACGUUUGCACAUGCAGCGGUGAAUUUAUCCAGCUAUGAAAAUCUGGAUAGCGAUGCACUCGUUUCAAACAUUGAGGAGUUCUUGAAGCAAAUAAGCGAUAAUGCCCUUGGACCUCUGAAGAUAACAGUGAAACGUUUCACACAAUGUAGCGGCGCCCAGUGUAGGGACCAGCAACCCUCUACUACCCCUCAACCCUCUACUACCCCUCAAACCUCCACUGCCCCUCAAUCCUUCCCUGACACUCAACCCUCUACUACCCCUCAAACCUCCACUGCCCCUCAAUCCUUCCCUGACACUCAACCCUCUACUACCCCUCAAACCUCCACUGCCCCUCAAUCCUUCCCUGACACUCAACCCUCUACUACCCCUCAACUCAUCCCUGGCACAACCUCCGCUGGCCCUCAACCCACAUCUUAAAUAGAUACCAUUCCGGUUUCAUAAUCACCACUGAUUCAUCAGACAUCUGUAUAGCCUACUUGUUGAUUGUUAACUUGUCAAUAAUUUGAAAUGGAGUGGGAUAAAUUGAAAUGUAGGUACAUAAAUAUAUGUCAUACAAGUUCAUACUCUAACUUUGAAGGAAUAGCUAUGAUUUUUAAAAGUGAGUGAUAUUGGUAACACUUCCCAUUGAGGUAUCCUUUAAGUGAGUUGUAAAAGGUAUAUGAAUACUUCAACAUCAACCGUAUUGACUGGGAUUAGGUUUUGUAUUUUACUGUAUGACAGGGACUGGUAGAUAUUGUAAUCAACAAGUUUAAAUCAAUAUGUGGAAAUAUCUCCAUUGACCCUGAACUUGGAUGUAGUAAAUAAGACUCUGCUUUGUGAAAAUUUAAACCGCUUUUUCUAUAAAGUAUGGCAGACUAUUUAGAAAUGUUUUUAUUUUUUAGCAAAAAAUUGUUUUGCUUUUUUAUUAUGUUAAUUUCAUUACUUUUUAAGAUGUAUUCUUUGUGUUGUUUGCUUUUGUUAGGUUGGGCCCCUCUCAAUCAAACCUGUUUUCAACCCCAUUGUUAUUUAUUGAACCUUUAUUUAACUAGGCAAGUCAGUUAAGAACAAAUUCUUAUUUACAAUGACAGCCUACCCCGGCCAAAUCCGGACGACACUCGGCCAAUUGUGCGCCACCCUAUGGGACUCCCAAUCACAGCCGGAUGUGAUACAGGCCUGUAAUCAAAUCAGGGUCUGCAGUGACACCUCUUGCAUUGAGCUGCAGUGCCUUAGACUGCUGCGCCACUCGGGAGCCCAAUUGUUUUAUGUUAGGUUCUGCCCCUCUUAAUCAAACCUUUUUAUUUCCAUCUCAUUGUGGUAUGUUAGGUUGUGAUCCUCUCAAUCAAACCUGUUUUUCAACCCCAUUGUGGUAUGUUAGGUUGUGAUCCUCUCAAUCAAACCUGUUUUUCAACCCCAUUGUGGUAUGUUAGGUUGUGAUCCUCUCAAUCAAACCUGUUUCAAGGCGUUUCUAGGUUCAGACAAAACAACUUCCUUCUUGUGCUCAUUUGGAAUCAUUGAUUAAAAAUAACAUGCCAAAUCUCUUAUGGUGAUUAUAUUGCUAACUGACUUGAUUUAAAAUUACUUUCAGAUAAUGUGGGCAUGACGUUUAAAACAUGCUGUGUGGUUGAUUGACUUAGAUGGGGUUUUUGUAAAAAAAAAAAAAAAAAACAUUUUUGGGAGUGGCUAGUUUAAAGGGGGCCUGAGCAUACUGAUUUCACCUCGGUUUUCCUCCUCAUUAAGUAAAAUGCAUUUUCGUUUUAGGUGUGUGGUUUGAUGUGGGUGUGUUAUGUUCACUAUAUAAAAAAUGUGAUUUGUAUUUGUUUUGCCUCUUGGGCCCCCUAUAGGGGCAGUAGGUAGCCAUAGCGGUGGCAGGUAGCCUAGUGGUUAGAGUGUUGGGCCAGGUUGCUGGACCAUAUCCCUGAGCU
Salvelinus namaycush (lake trout) is the source of this 2381-nucleotide messenger RNA. RefSeq names its product cell wall protein DAN4-like. Lineage: Eukaryota; Metazoa; Chordata; Actinopteri; Salmoniformes; Salmonidae. The transcript has 4 exons. The record is from RefSeq and is a predicted model, not a curated record. The coding region runs from base 55 to 897 and encodes 280 amino acids.